GUUUCGGAGCUCGUUUCGAGCUUUCGAUCAACUGAUCGAUCUUAUACACAGUGCAUCUCCUCUCGAACCUUCGGUGCAAGGCUAGUCUUCAAGAUGUCAGCCAAUGGUGAAAAUAAUGAGCUAGUAGUUAGUGAAGAAACACCGCCUAACAACAAACGUCGGAGGAAGAAGUCCAUAGUAUGGGAACACUUUACCAUUGAACCUGUGGGACCUGGAUGUACAAGGGCUUGCUGUAAGCAGUGCAAACAGACAUUUGCAUACAGUACUGGGUCAAAACUGGCAGGUACCAGCCACCUCAAACGGCACAUAGCCAUGGGGACCUGUCCAGUAACCCGCCGUAACCAGGACAAGAAUCAACUGACCCCAUAUUCCCCAGGGACCAAAACUGGGAGUGCUACUGAUCCUCCCCCAAAAAGACGUAGAGCAAGUCCUGGUUCACCAUUUUUCCCAUUCGAUCACGACCGCUGCCGCCAGGAGAUUGCUAAGAUGAUCAUCAUGCAUGAAUACCCACUUGACAUGGUAGAACAUCCAGGAUUUGUAGCUUUCGUGCAUAAUCUUCAACCUCGGUUCAAUAUGGUAAGUUUCAGCACAGUCCAAGGGGAUAGUGUGGCCAUUUAUUUAAGGGAGAAGCAAAGCCUUCAAAAGGUUCUGGGAGGAAUGCCUGGACGGAUCAGCCUUGCUUUAGACAUGUGGACAUCAAGUCAAAAUCUUGGCUAUGUUCUGGUAAGGGGACAGUAUAUUGACACAGACUGGACAUUGCGUAGGCUGAUACUUAAUGUUGUUAUGGUACCAAAUCCCGACUCUGGCAAUGCCUUAACUCAAGCUGUAGUGUCAUUCCUUUCUGAUUGGAGUUUGGAGAGCAAGUUGUUUACCGUAACUGUUGAUCAGCGCUUCUCGAAUGAUGAAGCAACUGGAGAUCUGAGAGGUUUUUUCUGUGUCAAGAAUCCACUUAUGCUCAAUGGCCAGCUAUUAAUUGGGCAUUGCUAUGCCCAUGUUUUAAGCAGCCUUGCACAAGAUGCACUAGCAACAGUGCGGGAAACUGUUAACAAAGUCCGUUCAAGUGUCAAGUUUGUGACGACAUCAGAGACUCACGAAGAGAAGUUUAUUGAGCUCAAACAGCAGCUUCAGGUCCCUAGCAGCAAGACCCUAUUUCUUGAUGACCAAACAAAAUGGAACACAACGUAUCUCAUGCUGGUGGCUGCCUUAGAGUUGAAGGAAGUGUUUUCUUGCUUGGACACGUCGGAUCCAGAAUACAAGGAAGCCCCCUCGAUGGAUGUCUGGAAACAGGUUGAGACUCUGUGCACAUAUUUGAAGCUUCUAUACGAUGCAGCUAGCAUCUUAACAGCUACAACAUAUGCAACUGGCAAUAUGUUCUUUCAUGAGGCGUGGAAAAUCCAUUUAGAGCUGACACAUGCAGCUGUGAGCCAGGAUCCCUUUAUCAGCAACCUUGCCAGGCCAAUGCAAGAGAAGUUUGAUAAAUAUUGGAAAGACUGCUGCCUGGCCUUGGCUGUUGCUGUAGUUAUGGAUCCACGGUUCAAGAUGAAGCUUGUGGAAUUCAGCUUCUCAAAGAUCUAUGGGGAUGAUGCCAGCACAUACAUCAAGAUUAUAGACGAGGGCAUUCAUGAACUUUUCCUUGAAUAUGUAGCCCAACCACUUCCACUUACACCAACUUAUGUGGAGCAUGGGAUUUCCAGCAGCCCUCCCAAGGGGGAGACAUCUCCUGGAGGAACACUUCUUGCCACUGGUGAUGGACUUCUGGAUUUUGAUGUCUAUAUCUCUGAGAUAUCUGCAAGCCAACAGUCAAAGUCAGAGCUGGAUCAGUACCUGGAAGAGUCCCUGGUGCCUCGGAUACAAGAGUUUGAUAUAUUGGGUUGGUGGAAACUGAACAACCUCAAGUACCCUACACUCUCGAGGAUGGCUCGUGAUAUUUUAUCGAUCCCUGUGUUCACGGUUGGUGAUGAUGAUGUAUUCGAUGUUGACCAGAAGGUGCUUGACUCCUACCGGGCUUCCCUGCGACCAGAGACACUGGAGGCACUUAUUUGUGCCAAGGAUUGGCUUCAGUCUGGAUCCACAGAGAUGACAAAAGCAAUUGUGAAAAUGGAAUUUUAGUGCUUGUAGUUUUCUUAUUUAUUUUGCUCUCGUAGUUCUACUGUAACUUAGAAGGUGGUUUGUGGCGCUGUGUUCACAUCUUUCAGACUUGUAGAUUCAUAGUGUAGUUGUCAUAUAACUUCAUGUGUUUG
This is a messenger RNA of Telopea speciosissima, 2240 nucleotides long. RefSeq names its product zinc finger BED domain-containing protein RICESLEEPER 2-like. NCBI's taxonomy places the organism in Eukaryota, Viridiplantae, Streptophyta, Magnoliopsida, Proteales, Proteaceae. Gene Ontology annotation, molecular function: protein dimerization activity; DNA binding. Bases 94 to 2109 code for a protein of 671 amino acids. The transcript has 2 exons. The record is from RefSeq and is a predicted model, not a curated record.